UAUGACUUUCGUUUCAUAUUAUGUGCAACAAUUGAAAUUUUUAUAAUAGUAUCUAAAAUUGUUAUACAUGAUGUGAAACGGAGGCAGUAUAUUAAAUUGAGGAAAUAUAGCUUUGUGAAAUAUAUUUGUCAUUAAUUGAACUUUGACAUAAUCAUUUUUUUUUAAUUAUUUUUUAUUUUUUAUUUUAACAACAGAGGAAAUAAGUUUUUUUAGUUACCUACCAUGGACAUAUUGGAUUCUUCAUGUGGACACCACUCAUUGAGGAAUUGAAGACUUAUCAAUAGCCCGUUGACCCGUUGACUUUCUCUCUAAGUAUACACUAUACAGUGAUAUACAGUGACCGUGACGAACUAAAGACUGAAAACUGAAAACCAGAAGGCUGAAAGUGAAGAGCAACGACAAGAAGCUAAAGCAUUCUUCAGAAACUCAUCAAUGGCGGCACAACUCACUUCCAGACUACUCCUUCAAACUCAUCACCAUCGUCAUCUUCCUUCCAUUUCUCGCUUUCUCUGCUCAGUCUCCCCAAACCCAUCUUCAUCUUCAUCUUCAACAGCAAAGCCAUCAAUUCCAUCUCUGCAACCAUCUCACGACGCAGAUUUAAUCUCCAACAUUCUAAUCGAACAUCACAACCCUUUUCACGCCAUGGAAUCCUCCCUUCAACUCUACGGUAUUUCUCUCUCUUCGUCUCUUCUUCACCAAACCCUAAUUCGUCUUUCCCACCUCUCAAAAAUCGCCCUUUCUUUCUUCUCUUACUCUCUCUCCUCUCACCCUUCUGCCAUUGAUGUCACCUCCUUCAAUAUAAUCGUCGAUAUCCUCGGGAAAGUUCGCCAAUUCGACGUCGUUUGGCAGUUGAUUCUUCAAAUGCAAACCCUAAACCUAAAACCCCAGAAUUCUACUUUUUUGAUCUUUAUUCGUCGUUUGAUUGCUGCUAAUUUUACCCGGCAAGCGAUUCGGGGGUUUGAUGAUAUGCCCUGUUUUACUGAAACAGAGGUUUGUAAAGAUGAUUUUGUGUAUGUGAUUGAUACAUUGUGUAAAUAUGGUUACGUUAGGGUUGCAAUGGAGCUGUUUAAUAAAAGGAAAUUCGGGUUCGAGGUUUGUGUUAAAGUUUAUGCUGUUUUGAUUGAUGGGUGGUGUAAGGUGAAGAGGGUUGAUAUAGGAGAAAGAUUGUUGAGAGAGAUGAUUGAUAAAGGGAUUGAACCUAAUGUAGUUUGUUACAAUAUAUUGCUUAAUGGGAUUUGUCGAAAAUCGAGUUUGCACCCGGAUGAUCGGUUUGAGAGGACGAUUCGUGCUGCAGAUAAGGUGUUUGAUGAAAUGCGUGAGAGAGGGAUUGAACCUGAUGUCACUAGCUACUCUAUUGUGCUUCAUGUGUGUAGCCGUGCUCAUAAGCCUGACUUGACUUUAGAUAGGUUGGAGGGGAUGAAGGCGAAGGGGAUUUGCCCAAGUGUGACUACUUAUACGUCGGUUGUUAAGUGUCUUAGUUCGUGUGGGAGGGUUGAUGAUGCUGAGAGGCUGCUUAAUGAGAUGAUUGAGAGUGGUGUUACACCGAGUGCUGUAACAUAUAAUUGUUUCUUUAAGGAGUUGAGAGGAAGAAAGGAUGCCGAAAAGGCUUUGGAGUUGUAUAGGAGGAUGAAGAAAGAAGGUGUGUGUGUUGCGAGCUUGCAUACGUAUAAUAUCCUCGUGCAAAUGUUUGUGAAGUUGAAUAACAUGGAGGUCGUUGAGGAGAUAUGGAAUGAUAUGAAAGAAGCCGGGGCUGGACCUGAUUUAGACUCGUAUACUGUAUUAAUUCAUGGUUUGGUCGAGAAAGAGAAAUGGAGGGAGGCUUGUGAAUAUUUCGUGCAGAUGAUUGAGAAAGGGUUUCUUCCUCAGAAGAUCACCUUUGAGAUGCUUUAUCGGGGGUUGAUACAAGCUGAUAAGCUGAGAACUUGGAGGAGGUUGAAGAAGAAACUUGACGAAGAGUCCAUAUCGUUUGGGUCCGAGUUUGAAGAUUAUCACCUUCAACCCUACAAGAGAUGAGAUUUGGAGAUGAUUUUGAGUUUACAGACUGAUGACAUGUGGUGCUACACUUGAAGAAAAAAGGGUAGACAAAAUAUAUAGGAUGCAGAUAUACAAGGGUGGCUUGUUCAAGACAGCUAUAGAGCAUAAAGAGAAAACAUGUUACUUCAGUCAGCAGGUUUGUCUUCUGAUUACUAUACCUGUUGCUCUUGAGCUAUUUCGAGGGUUGAUAAGAAGAAACUCGGCGAAGAGUCCAUAUCGUUUGGGUCCGAGUUUGAAGAUUAUCACCUUCAACCGUACAAGAGAUGAGAUUUCGAGAUGAAUUUUGAGGUCUGUGAUUCAUGUUGGAUAAAGUCUAUUAUGAGGCUUGUGAUCAAAAUGUGUGGUUGUAACCAUCUGGAACUGGAGAUUGAUUGUUAUGAAAAAAUUAUGGAAUGUGUUACCAUCUUCAGCGAUGUGUGUAUGACAGUCAUGAGCUGAUUCAAUGCUACAGUGUGAAGUAUACUAAAAGUGGCGAUCCAUGAUCACUGGUCAGAACGUGACUUUGGGGUUAUUCGAAAGGAGCUGAGGAUGGAACUUGGUUUCUAGGAAAAUAUUUGAAGAUCACGGCAAGAAACCCGGCUGAAGCUGAAGUAAUGGCUAUUAGAGGUGGAGUGGUGUUAGCUCUUGACUCGGGGUUGAAGAACAUCAUUAGUAGAAUUGGGUGCAAGCUCUUUGAAAAACACUCUGGAGGAUGUGGGAAAACAAGGAACAAUGAACAAGCUGCUAUUCUUGCUGAUAUAGGGGAAUUCUUCGAGAGAUGGCAACUUUAGGUUCAGCUAUGUGCCUAGAGAAGCAAAUUUCUUGGCUCAUUACCUUGUGAAUUAUGCUCUAAGCAUGAUGUCAAAAAAUGCUCUAAACAUGGAGGAGGAAGUGAAGAUACAUACAGGUGACCCUAAUUGCACCAAAGAUGCACUUGAUGAAGACUUCAGAUAUAAUAACCGUCAAUUACAGUAGAGGGCUCUGUUGCUCUUGUUUUUGGAUAUAUCUGACUUCUGUCUAUGGAAAAAAUACAGAUAGAAUACACUUGUGAUAAAAUGUUUUGUGAAGUACUUCCUCCGUUAUUAAAUCUUUACCCUGUUGUUAAUAUUUAGGCUGUCCUAAUAUAGUAAUAAUGGAUAGGUUGGAUUUGUCUUAUUAUAAAAUUGAUUAAUAUCAAGUUUUAUAAAUUUUAUGCAUACAAAAACAGAGAUAGUGGGUUCGCUUGGACUAUGCUAUGUAUGAAUGAUCUUUUAUAUUU
Chenopodium quinoa (quinoa) is the source of this 3271-nucleotide messenger RNA. Its product is annotated as pentatricopeptide repeat-containing protein At2g13420, mitochondrial-like. The transcript is spliced from 3 exons. Lineage: Eukaryota; Viridiplantae; Streptophyta; Magnoliopsida; Caryophyllales; Amaranthaceae. The record is from RefSeq and is a predicted model, not a curated record. Bases 433 to 2013 code for a protein of 526 amino acids. Gene Ontology annotation, molecular function: protein binding.